UUCCUGCCAGCCGUGGUUUAUUUUCAUAAUUCGUUGUGUUAUUGUUAUGAAUUAAUAAAGCACGUGUAAAAAUUUUUUUAAAAUCUUUUUAAUAGGCAGAAAACGAAAAGAUCCCCUUCCUAAUAUAAAAAUUUUACAAUUAAUUUAUUUUUUUUUUUAAAUUAAAAAAAAAUAUUGAAAUGGCAAGACGACCAGAACAUGCAGCUCCGCCUGAAAUUUACUAUAAUGAAGAUGAAGCCAAAAAAUAUUCCAACAAUACUCGUAUUAUUGAAAUUCAAGUAGAAAUGGCUGAACGUUGUGUGGAAUUACUUACACUCCCAGAAGAUGAAUCUUGUCUUCUUUUAGACAUUGGUUGUGGAUCUGGUCUUUCAGGUGGAGUUUUGGAAGAAAUGGGUCAUACUUGGAUUGGCAUUGAUAUUGCGCCAGCAAUGUUAAAUAUAGCUAAGGAAAGGCAAGUCACUGGUGAUUUAAUAUUAGGAGAUAUGGGGAACGGAAUGCCAUUUACAGCUGGCGUAUUUGAUGGAGCUAUAUCAGUAUCAGCUUUGCAAUGGCUUUGUAACGCAGAUAAAACUUCACACAAUCCACAAAAAAGGCUGUAUAAAUUUUUUAGUACAUUAUAUUCAUGCUUAACUAGGAAUGCUAGGGUUGCUUUACAGUUUUAUCCAGAAAAUGCUGAUCAAAUAGAAAUGAUAACGGCACAAGCAAUGAGGGCAGGUUUCUAUGGGGGAGUGGUUGUAGACUUUCCUAAUUCAACUAAGGCAAAAAAAUAUUUUUUAGUUUUAAUGACCGGUGGCGCAGGAGCCUUACCACAAGCUUUAGGUGAUUCUUCAGAAGAUAGACAAGUAGCUUACACAAAAAAACGAGAAAUGGUUAAAACAAUUCGCGGUAAGGCACCUAAGAAAUCCAGGGAGUGGAUUUUGCAAAAGAAAGAACGAAGAAGGCGACAUGGGUUUGAUACUAGACCUGACACAAAAUAUACUGGAAGAAAAAGACAAGAAAAAUUUUAAAUUGGUUUUUUAGU
Messenger RNA from Condylostylus longicornis, 1021 nucleotides. RefSeq names its product probable 18S rRNA (guanine-N(7))-methyltransferase. Gene Ontology annotation, biological process: rRNA (guanine-N7)-methylation. The record is from RefSeq and is a predicted model, not a curated record. Bases 180 to 1007 code for a protein of 275 amino acids. Gene Ontology annotation, cellular component: nucleolus. The transcript is spliced from 4 exons. Gene Ontology annotation, molecular function: rRNA (guanine) methyltransferase activity. Lineage: Eukaryota; Metazoa; Arthropoda; Insecta; Diptera; Dolichopodidae.